AUGACUGCCCGAGACAAACCACUGUUCAGUGGCAACAUAGCUGGCACACCAGUGCGAGUAAUAGCUGAUUCUGGGGCAUCGGUGAAUGUUUUGAACGAGACAGAUUAUCUCGCAGUAAAGAACAAGUCGAAGCUUACACACUCAAAUUCGAGGGUGUACCCAUACUACAUGUCAGCAGAACCACUCAAUCUACUUGGGAAAUUCCAAGCUGAUGCAUCGAAUGGUCAAUAUACUUGCAAAGAGACAUUCUUCGUUGUGAAUGGACCAAGCAGUUCGCUUUUGAGUUGGAAAGCGUCUCAGAAGUUCAACCUGAUCACAUCGGUCAUCAGUGUGUCUGAACCAAAAUCGCAUCUUGACACAGACAUUAUGAGUGAAUUCCCCACAGUGACCGCUGGGAUGGGAACAUGCAAAUGUGAUCCAGUCAAGGUUGUUGUCGAUGAAUCGAUCAAACCAGUAGCACAACCUCAUCGACGUAUCUCUUUUCACGUCAGAAAGAAAGUCGAACAGAAACUGGAUGAACUUGAAAGGGCUGACAUAAUAGAACGAGCUGAAGGUCCAACACCUUGGAUAUCACCUAUAGUUGCCGUUCCAAAGCUAACAGGUGACGAGAUACGCAUCUGUGUCGACAUGCGUGCAGUCAAUCAAGCAAUAAGUCGUGAACGUCAUGUCAUACCUACCAUUGAUGACAUUGUAGCUGACCUGAAUGGCUGCAAAGUGUUUAGUAAGGUUGACCUAAGGCAAGGCUACCACAAAUAG
Priapulus caudatus is the source of this 756-nucleotide messenger RNA. RefSeq lists its product as uncharacterized. NCBI's taxonomy places the organism in Eukaryota, Metazoa, Priapulida, Priapulimorpha, Priapulimorphida, Priapulidae. Bases 1 to 756 code for a protein of 251 amino acids. Gene Ontology annotation, biological process: proteolysis. The record is from RefSeq and is a predicted model, not a curated record. The transcript has a single exon. Gene Ontology annotation, molecular function: aspartic-type endopeptidase activity.